Phytophthora megakarya is the source of this 1284-nucleotide messenger RNA. Lineage: Eukaryota; Oomycota; Peronosporomycetes; Peronosporales; Peronosporaceae. The record is from the annotation of a GenBank genome assembly.
AUGAUCUACUUUUUACGGCCCUCCCACGCCGAGUUCGGGGGACGAUCACGAUCGGUUGCUGAGACUGGUAGUACCCGAAACGUGCAAUCGGACGUCUUAUACCACUAUCAAACUACGCUAGAGGGUGAGUGUCAGGGAGUAGGCCGUACCUACCAGCGUAUCAGGGAUCACUUUCACAGGAGAGGAUUAUAUCAGAGCGUUCACAGAUAUGCGGGAGAAUGCGUGGACUGUGAAAUAGGAAAAGCGAAGCCUGUGAUCCAAGGUGAAUCACCAGAGAAUCUGCAAGCGGCGUAUCCUUUCCAGAUCAUCGCGAUGGAUCAUAUACCGCCUCUGCACAGAUCCUACAAGGGGAAUACUGAGCUGCUGAUCUGGGUCGAUUUGUUCACGGGAUACAUGAUCGCGAAAGCUAGUGCGUCCCGGUCGGCCCAGACGGUCGCGGAAUCGUAUGAAGAGUGUGUAUUUAGACAACAAGAUCCUGGGACAACGGCAGCGAACGAUGAUGGCGUACCGACCUCAAGCCAACGGGACCGCGGAAAUAAUGGUGUACAGACAGCGACCAGGGCGCUCCAGAUGUACGUUCGCGAUCUAGAUCAGAAGAAUUGGGUUGAGUGGGAUCCGAGACCAACGUUGGAGACCACAAUCCCAGUCGGAUGCACCAGACGGCGCGAUCGGGACUCGCGACGGUGGCGAUAUCGGGUCCAACGGCUUUAUCAGCAGUCACGGGAAGCAGUUAACGCCAGAUUGCGAGAAGCCAUUGGGGAUCGCGACAGCCGACAUAAUGAGGACGUAGGAUUGCACCUGAUCGAAGCGGGAUCCCGAGUUUGGUUAUAUCUGGACCGAGUGGUUAACGCCAGAUUGAGAGAAGCCAUUGGGGAUCGCGACAGCCGACAUAAUGAGGACGUUACGCUCGCAAAAUUGGCCCACCUUUGGCACGGGCCGUUCCGAGUCGCCGAGAAGAUCAACGAAUUCACCAUCAAACUCGAGAUCGCAGGCACGGGAUACCCGAUAUUCCCGGUAGUUCAUGUGGAUUUCCCGGAUCGGCCUCGAGUCGAAUUCACCGUGCACGAAUCAGAUCGCUUCGACUUUGACGAGGUCCUGCUUCCGGAGGAUAGUUGGGUCCCAGAUCCAAGAACCGACGAUUAUGAGGGGGAACGGAUCUCGGACGUGCGGAGUGGGAAGAAGGAGCGAUUCGGUCGGGUCUACAGAAAUUUCUGGUGCAUUGGGUGGGAUACGACGAACCGACCUGAGUCGACGAAGCUAACCUCAACUGCGGCGCAAUGCUGA